Molecule: messenger RNA, 1868 nt
Organism: Physcomitrium patens
Lineage: Eukaryota; Viridiplantae; Streptophyta; Bryopsida; Funariales; Funariaceae
Product: glutamine synthetase cytosolic isozyme
Cellular component (GO): cytoplasm
Molecular function (GO): glutamine synthetase activity
Source: RefSeq, a predicted model, not a curated record
CCAGAGAAGGUAAGGAAGUGGGGGCCCCCGCUCUCUCUCUCUCUGUAUCUGUCUGUCUGUGGACAGUCUGAGAGGUAUUCAUACCGAAAAGUCCAAGCUCUGCCUUUUAAUAGUAGAAUCCACAGAACCCGAGAUACCUCCCAGUCCCGUUACCUCUCCCCGCCACCCGUUGCAGUGCAUUCACCAUUUUAAAGCUCGCCACAGCGCGGACAGAGCACACAGCAAUAACCCGCACAUCCAUAGCACCAGUGCCUCUCUGCCCUCUGCGCAUAGGAAUUCGCGUCCUCUUGCGCACCCACUUCUCGCUUUUUUUCGCAUCGUAUCUGUGUGUGUGUGUGUGUGUGUGUGUUUGUGUUUAGUUCGUGAGCGCCGUGUGGUCGUGUGUUUUUGUUUUUGUCUCAGGGUUGAUUGGUCGUAUUACCGAGGAUUGGACACCAUGACUUCUCUUGACGAAUUGCUAAACCUGUCUCUGGAGGAGACCACCACGGAGAUCAUCGCUGAGUACAUUUGGAUUGGUGGAUCCGGGACGGACUUGCGGUCGAAGGCCAGGACGUUGCCGAAGCCUGUCACCGACCCGAAGCUACUGCCGAAGUGGAACUAUGACGGAUCGAGUACCGGUCAAGCUCCCGGCGAGGACAGCGAGGUGAUUCUUUACCCACAAGCGAUCUUCCGAGACCCAUUCCGGCGUGGGAACAACAUUCUGGUGAUCUGCGACGCGUACACGCCUCAGGGCGUGCCCAUCCCCACCAACAAGAGGGCUGCCGCUGCAGAAAUCUUCUCCAAGAAAGAGGUCGUGGAUGAGGAGCCCUGGUAUGGUUUGGAGCAGGAGUACACGCUGCUGCAGAAGGACGUGAAGUGGCCCCUUGGAUGGCCCGUGGGAGGCUACCCCGGCCCACAGGGGCCUUACUACUGCGGCACCGGAGCUGACAAGGCCUGGGGCCGUGACAUCGUGAACGCCCACUACAAGGCCUGUCUGUACGCCGGGAUCCAGAUCAGCGGCAUCAAUGGCGAGGUGAUGCCUGGGCAGUGGGAGUUUCAGGUGGGCCCCGCGAAGGGCAUUGCGGCGGCUGACCAGUUGUGGGCAGCGCGGUACAUUCUGGAGAGGAUCACGGAGAUCGCAGGAGUGGUGCUGUCGCUGGACCCCAAGCCCAUCGACGGAGACUGGAACGGUGCUGGGUGCCACACCAACUACAGCACGAAGUCGAUGCGCGCGGAUGGAGGAUACGAGGUAAUCAAGAAGGCCAUCGAGAAGCUGGGGUUGAGGCACAAGGAGCAUAUCGCAUCAUACGGCGAGGGCAACGAGAGGAGGUUGACGGGCAAGCACGAGACUGCGGACAUGAACUCUUUCUCGUGGGGAGUGGCGAACAGGGGGGCAUCGGUGCGAGUCGGACGCGACACGGAGAAGGAAGGGAAGGGAUACUUCGAGGACAGGCGGCCGGCGUCGAACAUGGAUCCAUACGUGGUGACGGGAAUGGUGGCGUACACGACCAUCUUGUGGAGCCCCUCGGAAAGCAAGUGAAGCGAAGUCAUUAUUGAAAAAGGUAUUGGAAGGAAACAGAAUUUGCUGUCAGAUUGCAGCAAUGCUGAACACUGACUUGAGUGCUGGCUGGGUGGGGAUAUGUUUGAUUAUGUGGGUGAUGGUUGGUGGGUUGCGUGGGAGUGCUAAUGGAGGAUCUUCAGUGGCUGUAUUCAGCACGACUAUGCACGCAGAAGAGCUUCUAUGUGGAUGAUACAGAGACACUGUAGAACAAAGGAGCCUAAUAGGCAGGAAAUAAGUCUGUCCUAUUGUGUCGGUGCUAAUGUGCUAUUAUGCGCAGCAAUUGCAAUAAACACAUCACGAUGUGCUAAUUUGCAUGCAUUUCCUCGUU